GAUCAACCGCUGAAAAUGAAACAUGGCACGCUCUCUCUCCCUCUCACUCUGGAGCGAGGUGCGAUGUCUUUAAAAACGGCAUGUUCGCCAUGCAGUUGGAUCCCCCCGGUGCUGCUCCAACAUAUUGGACAUGGGGACCGACAUUGCAGGACGAGACGUCUGGAUGCAGCUGAUUCGAUAGAGGCGUCGAAAUGGGAAAUAGCUGCAACAGUAACACGCACAGUGUCUCCUGUGGGGGUCAAUGUAUGCGGAAUCUGGAGCGGAACAAGGGGUGUUUACCCUGGCGCCACCGCCAAGAGGGGUGCUCUCUGCUGGACGGAACACCUCCCCGGCUGCAUCUCGAGCCAGUGCCGAGACGGCACAGCAAGAGAUAUUUGCUCUGCAACCUCUGCGACCCCGACACAGCGGCUGCCAGGUUACAUCGCUACCAUCAAACUAUGUCAACCACACCCAAUCACCCCAUGCUGUAUCUACAGAAGAGAAGUUCCUGCAGACCACCACCCUGGCCUCCAGAAAUACACUGGAAACACCGACGGACCUUUUGCGACCUGCAUAUUGUUCGCAGGGGAAUGCAGGACGCGAACUCGGCCGGGGAGGGUGGGCUACCAUUGGGAUUUCUAUUGCCUUCAGCCUGCAGUCAUCAGGAGCGGCCAUCAAUGCAGUCGACAUUCAAGCAAGGGCAAGGGCAGGCAGGGCCUGGUCGCGGUCUCUCUCUCUCAGACUCCCUCGCAACUUGGAUGACAGGGAGGGAGUGGGUGUUUCGAUGCAAGGGACACACUCUCAGGAGGCAUCGAACCUUCUUCUCCGUCUCGGAUGUUCUUAUCAUGCUGUCCCACGGUUCCCACGCUGACCCCUGAGAUGACGAGAUGAUGCUUUGUGGUCGCGAGGCGGUUGACCGUUGUUGAUGGCUGUACCGUUGACCAGAGGCACCGAGAAGACAACGACGGUGUAACCUUGGGUGUUCUGGCAGCCCAUGGGGAUGUGAGGGGGUUUUUUCGAUUGACCUUUAAACAUAAUCGAUCUUGCUCCUCGAUGGGGAAUCUCACGGCUGAUCUCCCGUCGGACCCUUCACUUCUCGCUAUCCUCAUUCCAGCAGCUUGAGCUGCCGAUCAGUCUGCCUCACUUCGCCAGACUCCCCAAACUCCCCCCCGUUCCACUGUUCUUUCCCCCGUUCGUUCCCCAGCGUCAUUGAGAAAAGCAACCGCCGUCAAGUAGACACUGGCUGUCGUACAAAAUGGUUUGGGUCGACAACGCAACACCGGAGGUGGACGCCAUUUCCCAGUGGAGGACCAUCGUCACCAUCUGCGCCGUCCUCUCGUUUUUCUCCGUCGUUAUUGUCUCAGCCCGGUUAUGGAUUCGCGACAGAAACCAUGGCCUCGCCGCUGAUGACUGGAUGUCAGCCAUUUCCAUGGUGUUUGGACUGCUUUAUUCGAUCCUCUGCAUCAUCCAAACGAAAUAUGGCCUCGGGCUACCGAUCGCUCUUCGCCCCAAAGAGAACCUGCUUCCCUACAGCCGCAGCAACUUUGCUGGUCGCCCCAUCUAUCAGAUGGGCAUCAGCUUCUUCAAAGUGGCCUUGUUGAUCAGUUAUCUCCGACUUUUCAAAGGCACAAACCACCUCUGGUACCGAAGGGUUGUCUGGAUCGCCAUGUUCUUUGUCGUGGCCGGCCACUUGGGAUGCUCGCUCACGCUGAUCUUUGCAUGCAACCCCGUUCACAGAUCAUGGGAUCCCAGGGUCGACGGAAAAUGCCUGGCACCAGGACCGUCAUUCACAGCCUAUGCCAUCGUCACGAUUAUUUCUGAUGUCAUCGUCGCCAUCAUUCCUAUCCCUGUGCUCCUCCAGCUCAAGGUCAGCAGGGGCAAGAAAAUCGGUCUCAUCGUCAUCUUCUUGCUCGGCCUCUUUACCACGCUUUGCUCUGUCUUCCGGUACAUGCAAAUCGACAAUAUCCAAAACGGCGAUGGUAAUUCUACCAUGCUCAUCGUCUGGGGGGUCAUUGAGUUCAACGUGGGCAACAUGGUUUCUUCUCUCCCUUUCUUGGCGCCUAUCUUCCUCCGAAAGGCCAAGGAGUACACCAGCAAGUACUCUGGCAGUGGCAAUGGUUACCCCAGCGCCGGGGGCAGCAAUGGCCGCAAGUUGGGCGGCGGCAAGUCUGGCAGCGAUGCCUACAAACUCAGCAACAUUUCGAGUGGGUUGGGUCGCAAGGGCACUUUCAUCUCAUCCAAAGGACAUCCCGGUCAUAGUAUGGGCAGCGAGGAGAACAUCCUUAAGGACAGCCCCGAUGGAUCCAUCAUGAAGAGUGUCACCUACAGUGUCCAUGUCGAUGAGAGUGAGCGACGCCCUCAACGUGGGGACAGAGACUAAUUUGGGAUAUUCGAGCUUUGGUGGAGUCACAACCAUCAACUAGAUCUUGAUGAGGCUGAGACGACGCGGGAUAUGGUUGGAAAACUAGGUAGGCGUCAGGGAGCGAAACCUUUGCUUCUGGGAACUUUUGGACAUGACUUUUGGGACUGCGGAUACCAGAAAAAACAGACUUGUAUUUUUUAUUCGACUUAUGAGCGAUGUAUUUUUACACAACCAAGAUAUGGCACAGGGCUCAGAAAGAGACCCUUUACACAUCGAUCAAUGACAACUUCAAAUUAUGACUUUGUAUCCUGGACCGACCAUAACCGGGUUUCACAUGCCACGCGCGUUUUUCAAA
This is a messenger RNA of Podospora bellae-mahoneyi, 2696 nucleotides long. RefSeq lists its product as uncharacterized. The transcript is spliced from 2 exons. Bases 1235 to 2359 code for a protein of 374 amino acids. Lineage: Eukaryota; Fungi; Ascomycota; Sordariomycetes; Sordariales; Podosporaceae. The record is from RefSeq and is a predicted model, not a curated record.